Bombina bombina (fire-bellied toad) is the source of this 2434-nucleotide messenger RNA. RefSeq names its product tweety family member 3 (gene TTYH3). NCBI's taxonomy places the organism in Eukaryota, Metazoa, Chordata, Amphibia, Anura, Bombinatoridae. Gene Ontology annotation, cellular component: plasma membrane. The coding region runs from base 368 to 1990 and encodes 540 amino acids. The transcript is spliced from 19 exons. The record is from RefSeq and is a predicted model, not a curated record. Gene Ontology annotation, molecular function: intracellularly calcium-gated chloride channel activity; volume-sensitive chloride channel activity.
GAGAUGAGACAGGGAGGAGGGCAGAUCUGAGACUAGGAGGGGAAUCAUUCAGAUUGAGAGGAGGGGUUGAAGCAGAACGAGUCUCCGGCAAACAAAGAGCCUGAGCUCCGGUGCUGAGAUUGAUAACCGCAUCCGUGCGUGUUACUUCCCUAGGUAGAAAGCAACUGUGCCGGUUGAGGAUGACCACGGGACCCCCGGGGAAUAGCCGGCUUUGGAGCUGGACCCAUUCAGCAUAGGGUGCAUGGUUAUGGACCGGCGGAGGGUAGUGUGACCCAGCCGAGACCCCACACUUAGCUUCAGGUGCCCCUAUGGCUGGCAGGCCGCACGUGUGAACCAGGGCUGUUGCUUGCUCAGGAACAUAUAGACCAUGGCCACUGCCAUCAGCUAUACCCCACCAUGGUGGGUCAACCUGCUGCACAGACUCCCCCACCUAAACCUGCAAUGGGAGACCCUGAGUGGCGACUUUCACCCCGAGGACACCGACUACCAGCAGUCGCUGAUGCUCCUGGCCUGUGUCGCGCUCUCCUGCCUUGCUCUCGAUCUCCUGUUUCUCCUUUUCUAUUCCUUCUGGUUCUGCUGUCGUCAUCGAAAAACUGAAGAAAACACAAAUGCAGAUUGCUGCUGUACUGCUUGGUGCGUCAUCAUUGCGACUCUUGUCUGCAGUGCUGGCAUCGCAGUUGGUUUCUAUGGCAACGGUGAGACCAGUGAUGGCAUCCACAGAGUGACAUAUUCACUGAGACAUGUGAACCGCACCAUGGAAGGAAUCCAAGAAAGGGUCUCUGAUACUACGAUUGGUUUGAACCAAACUGUGGAGCCAAAUUUACAAGAUCUGGAAAUAAUGUUUACAAAACACGCUGAUUACCUUCAUACUGUCCAGAAACUUCAAGGACUUCUAUAUACUCUAGUGCAACAUACCUCUGAGAUACCAUUCUGGAAAAAUUCAAUCUCCCUGGAUGAUGUUGCAGGACGUGUCGAUCUGUACGAUUGGUACAGGUGGUUGGGGUAUCUUGGUCUUCUUCUUUUCCAUGUCCUUAUCUGCUUAUUGGUGCUCUUUGGUCUUAUACGGAAUUCCAAAGCCAUUUUGAUUGGGGUGUGUUUUCUUGGCGUUCUUGCUUUGAUAAUAAGCUGGGCUUCCAUGGGUCUGGAGCUUGCAGUGGCUGUGGGCGCUGAUGAUAAUUGCUCUGACCCUGCAGUAUAUAUUACAAAAUUAGUGCAAGGAUACAGUUUGUUAUUGGGUGACAUUUUAAACUAUUACCUUCUCUGUAACACUGGAUCCACCAACCCAUUCCAGCAGAUGCUGUCAGGUGGUCACAAAGCUUUAGUAGAAAUGCAAGAUGAUGUUUUGGACCUCAUGCGAUCAGCAUCUAAAGACUACCCCAACUCUAAGGAUUAUCUUAUUCGCAUCCAAAAGGUUCUUAAUUCCACAGAGAUAAACCUCCAGCAUUUGACGGCCCUGGUGGAUUGUCGGGGUUUACAUUUGGACUAUGUGCAGGUUCUCACUGGUUUCUGCUAUGACGGAGUGGAAGGGCUCAUAUACCUGGUUCUCUUCUCCUUUGUCACUGCUCUGAUGUUCAGCUCCAUAGUUUGCAGCGUACCUCACACCUGGCAGCAGCGGAGAGCCAAUUAUGAAGAUGGAGAUGAAGAAACCACUACACCAGGAGCGCGUCAGACUCAUGAUAACUUGUACCGAGUGCACAUGCCAAGCUUAUACAGCUGUGGCAGCAGCUAUGGCAGCGAGACCAGCAUCCCUGCAGCGGCACAUACCGUCAGUAAUGCUCCAGUAACCGAGUACAUGAGUCAGAAUGCAAAUUUCCAAACCCCCCGUUGCGAGAACACUCCUUUGAUUGGACGCGAGUCACCUCCUCCUUCUCUGAAGAAUACCUGUUCACAGAGCACUUACACUGGUGAGAUCAGACAUUUUGAGUAUACCUCCAGCAUGAGAGCAAAAUAUCUUGCCACUAAUCACCCAGAAGCUGAUACUGUGCACUAAUUAAUUGGAAUAUCCAGACAAAAAAAAUACCCUUGAUGCUGAUCACAUGCUAUGGAUUGAUCAGUGUAUCUUUAUCAAGCAUGGAUUCCCCAAACUUUCCACAUUGAUUUUGGUUCCUCACCAGUAGUUAUGUUGGUAUAUACUAAACAAAAUAAUCAAGUAAUCAAAAGCUCAAAUUUUGAUCCCCAACAUUUUACGGCUUUACAGUGCGUUGAUUUCUUUUUUAUUUUUUAAAUAUCAGAACCUUUUUGAUUUUACAAAAAUUGUAUAAAAUCUCUUAGCUGAUUUUUGGGAGGCAUUAAAAAAACGUACUUGUUUUUAUACAAAAGCUGUUUGCGUUAAACAAAUAUGUUGCUGAAAAUAAUUACGUCAGAUUUUUUUUUUUAACUAUAUGUGAAAUGUCCUUAAUGUGCAGUUAUUGUUUUAUAAAGAAGUUCAAUCAGA